Molecule: messenger RNA, 849 nt
Organism: Acanthosepion pharaonis
Lineage: Eukaryota; Metazoa; Mollusca; Cephalopoda; Sepiida; Sepiidae
Source: the annotation of a GenBank genome assembly
AUGAUAUUUCUAAAAUUCUCUCUUUUUUUAUUCAUUGAUUUAAAUUGUUUUUCAUUCUUAUCUUUCUCAGUCAUUUAUUCAUCCAAUUUUUUUUCGGUCUUUAAAUUCUUUUCAAUUAUUUUAUUUUUUUCUUUCGUUUUAUUCGCUUUCAUUCGCUUUAUUUCUUUGUUUAAUUUCGUUAACUUUUCUUUUUAUUUGUCCAUUUAUUUUUUAAUUUCUCCUCUUUUCUUUCUUUUACCUUUUCAUUAUUUAAACUGUUUUUUAUUCUUUCUUUUUCUUUUUUCUCAUUCCUUUUUUUCCCUUCCCAUUUUUUUCUUUUUCCUUUGUUUCUCAUUCAUUGAUUUAAAUUCUUUCUCGUUUUUCUUUUUCUUUUGUUUCUCAUUCAUUGAUUUAAAUUCUUUUUCAUUCUUUCUUUUUCUUCUCUUUUACUCCAUUCAUUUAUCAGGCGUUGGUAUCAAUCACUCUUCGACCAAAGCUGGUGUUGAUAGCAAUCACUCAUCGAUAAAUGCAGGUGUUGGUAGCCACCAAUCAUCAAUUAAAGCAGAUGUUGGUAGCCAUCACUCAUUGAUCAAUGCAGGUAUUGGUAGACAUCACUCAUCGAUCAAAGCUGGUGUUGGUAGCAAUCAUUCAUCGAUCAAUGCAGGUAUUGGUAGACAUCACUCAUCGAUCAAUGCAGGUGUUAGUAGCCAUCACUCAUCGAUCAAUGCAAGUGUUGGUAGCUAUAACUCACCGAUCAUAGCAGCUGUUUGUAGCCAUCACUCAUCGAUCAAUGCAGGUGUUGGUAGCCAUCAAUCAUCCAUCAAUACUGGUGUUGGCUACCCUCAGAACUUUAAGAGUAACAGGGAAUAG